AUGGCACAGAGAUACGAUGAGCUGUAUCCCGGCGUGGACAGCGCAGGCCUGGCCAACUUCUCGGAUGCCGCGCCCCGAGGGAGCGGGCGGCCAGCUGUGCUGCCCCAGGCCCCCUACGGCCCAGCCCCGACCCCAGGGCCGGCCCGGAGCCGAGCAAGAGGAGGAGACGGACUGAAGAGCGAGAAAGACGAGAUCUACGGGCACCCGCUGUUUCCGCUUCUGGCUCUGGUGUUUGAGAAGUGUGAGCUGGCCACGUGCUCCCCCAGGGACGGGGUCGGCCCGGGACCUGGGGGCAGCCCGGGGUUGGGGCCCGGGGCAGAUGUCUGCUCCUCCGACUCCUUCAACGAGGACAUCGCGGCCUUUGCCAAGCAGGUCCGCAUGGAGAGGCCUCUGUUCUCCUCUAACCCAGAGCUGGACAACCUGAUGAUACAGGCCAUCCAGGUACUGCGGUUUCAUCUGCUGGAGCUGGAGAAGGUACACGACCUGUGUGACAACUUCUGUCAUCGGUAUAUCACCUGCCUCAAAGGGAAGAUGCCCAUCGACCUGGUCAUUGAGGACCGAGACCGAGAUGGUGAUGACUCCAUUGUCCCUUGCAAAGCUGACCUGGAUGACUUCCCAACUCCUGGCCCUGGGCUCCCCCACCAGAACAAUUCCUGGGUUCGAGACCACAGUGACAGCGGAUCUGUGCACCUGGGGACACCAGGUCCAUCAAGUGGAGGCAUGGCCUCCCAGAGUGGGGACAACUCCAGUGAGCAGGGAGAUGGGCUGGAGACCAGAGCAGCCUCCCCCAGCUCUGGGCCUGAAGAUGAUGAGCCUGAUCAUGACCAGAGGCAGAGUAAGAAGCGGGGAAUCUUCCCCAAGGUGGCCACCAACAUCAUGAGGGCCUGGCUUUUCCAGCACCUGGCGCACCCCUAUCCCUCUGAGGAGCAAAAGAAGCAGCUGGCCCAGGACACGGGUCUCACCAUCCUACAGGUCAACAACUGGUUCAUUAAUGCCAGGAGGCGGAUUGUGCAGCCUAUGAUUGACCAAUCCAACAGGGCAGGCCCUGGCACAGCCUACAGCCCUGAGCACGCCCCAGCCCUGGGGGCCUUUGGCCCAGACCAGAGUCCAGGCCCUGGGCCCCCCAUGAGGACCACCGGUAAGUCCUGCCCCCAGCCCAGGCUCCUCCUGCUCCCAGACCACAGAGAUCUCCCCAUCUACUCUGAGCCUCCCUUGGGGGCCCAGGACUCAUGA
Molecule: messenger RNA, 1233 nt
Organism: Trichosurus vulpecula (common brushtail)
Lineage: Eukaryota; Metazoa; Chordata; Mammalia; Diprotodontia; Phalangeridae
Gene: MEIS3
Product: Meis homeobox 3
Exons: 11
Coding region: 1-1233 (410 amino acids)
Biological process (GO): positive regulation of cell population proliferation; brain development; positive regulation of transcription by RNA polymerase II
Molecular function (GO): RNA polymerase II cis-regulatory region sequence-specific DNA binding; DNA-binding transcription activator activity, RNA polymerase II-specific
Source: RefSeq, a predicted model, not a curated record